AUGGCGGGGUUUGAAGAUGCCAGGAUGGGCUAUUCCAGCGUCAUCGAGCAGUCAAAACCAAAUAAUUGUAAUGGGGAACAUACUGGAAGCCUGAACGAGCAACAGUUGAUUGUCUUGCGAGAGAUUUGGGCAGAUAUCUUGGAUAUCGACGUUGAGGACAUCGAUCAAGAUGCGCACUUUUUUGAACUGGGUGGUGAUUCAUUAGCGGCAGCGGAGGUAGUGAGAGCAGCCGCAUCGCAAGGAAUGCAGAUCACCCGCGGACAGAUCUUCGCAGCGCCCACAUUCUCUGACAUGGCAUCUCUCAUAUCUUUUGGAGAGCCUGGUGCAUGGGAGGAACCUUCGAGCAGCCUAGCCCCGUUCGCCCUCAUUGAUAGUGAUGUAUCCUUGAUUCGGCAGUUGGCCGCAGAGCAGUGCGGUAUUUCUCCGGAGGAAAUUGAAGAUUUGUACCCGACGACCGCAUUGCAGGCUGGCCUCAUGGCUCGGUCCAUUAGUGUACCAGGUGUAUACAUGUCUGCGUGGCUCUUUCAGAGCGUCCACCCCGUGGACCCAGUAUGGCUCACAGGUAUACUGCAGCGAGUGGUGCAAAAGCUGCCCAUACUGCGAACUGCAAUGGUGACCUCGGAGGAACACACCUUUAUGCAGGCUGUCCUGCCACUACCUGCUACCAUCGAUACCAUCCGAGUGCGUUCUAUUUCAGAACUUAACAUUGAAAACCGCAAGCCUGCCAUGACGGUGGGUCGCCCUCUCACAAAGUUUUCUGUGGUCGUCAGCGAAGAUUGCGAUCGGCCAUACGUUUUAUGGUAUGCACAUCAUGCGACAUACGAUAUGUCGAGUGUGGCGCUCGUAGAGCGUCAUAUUGCCGAUCUUGCAACCGGGGAGGAAUCACUCCCGGCACCCCCAAGCUUUGCAUUAUUUGUCGCCCAUAGCAUAGACAUCCGAAAAAGUCCCGAAUGCAAGCCUUUCUGGACUGAGCAGCUGGAUAAUUGUCCUGCAUCUUUAUUCCCAUUUGGUGCAAGAGAUGCACCAGCAGUAUUUCGCACAGAUUCUCAGUAUGAGAUCUCUUUCCCAUACGUUGGCACAAACUCUGGCUUCACGAUGGCCAAUCGAAUCCGUGCCGCCUGGGCAUUCCUAUUGGGGUGCUAUGAGCAGUCGGAGGAUGUUGUGUUUGGCGUCACCAACGGGGGCCGGUAUGAAGCUGUGCCACAAUGCGCUGAUAUUGUCGGGCCUGCAAUCGCAACUUCGCCCAUGCGGGUGCGUCUGAAUCGCGAGUCGACUGUCGCUGAGUUUCUACAGAAGAUCAGUAUGCAGGUGGUCAGCAUUAAUGCCUUUGAGCAAACAGGUCUGGCAAACAUCCAGCAACUGGGCCAGGACGGUGUUCGGGCUUGCAGUUUCCGAACCUUGGUCAACGUUCAAGUCACCGAUGCUGGGCGCGGCAGCAAUUUAUUGACGCCUGUAGAGCCAGAUAAAGUCGAACCUCUCGAUUAUGCCCUGGUACUGGAGCCUUUUGUCCUCGGGGGAGGUUCGAAGCUUCGACUCCGUUUGUCGUAUGACAGUCUGGUUAUCCGACAUGAAAAGGUAAUUCAGGUCGCCGCGCAGCUGAAAAAGGCACUUCGCCUGUUCACAACCCACCCAAACAAGAAAAUAAGCGCGAUAGAACGCCUGCCCAUUGAUUCCCCCUCAUCGCUGGCUAGUGGGCCUUCAGUACCACCCGGAAAAGUUCCGAAGCCUUUCCAGCUCAUUUCCUCACCUGCUCAUGAAAUUCGAAAGCAUGCCGCCGUGGAGUGCGGCGUAUCUGAGGAUAUUGUACACGAUGUUUACCCAUGCACACCAGCGCAAAACAGGAUGGUGAUGGCCUCUUUGCGGUAUCCCACAGCGUACAAAUCACACGUCGUCUUCACUCCCCCGGAAAACCAGAACGACACGGAUAUUCUCCAUGCAUGGAAUGCACUUUACCGUCAGAUGCCUGUAUUGAGGACUCGGUUCUUCCAUAGCCCCAUGGAGGUAACCUCAUCGAAGAACGAUCGUGAACUGCGCAUGUUGCAGGCAGUUGUGGACGAACCCAUCCAAUGGAGUGAAUGGGGGGAUGUACAAGAAUGUUUGUCGGCAGAUCAUGGACUUAUCUUUAGCAGCGGCCAGCCUCUUUCACGCUUUGCUCUUAUUCGAAACCAGCCUGGAGGUGGAAUACGGCAACUCGUCCUCACUACCCACCACUCCAUCUUCGAACCAUCAAUUACACAACGUAUGCUACGUUUUCUGCAAGAGAUAACAGAUGAAAACACUCAUGAUUUGGAAACGACUCCAUUCACACUUUGGGCUGAGGCCGCAUUGCAGUCCCUGAAAGAGCCAUCCAAAAUCUUCUGGGCUCAAGCGUUGAAGAACUGUCAGGCCCCUUCAUUCCCUAAAGUCCCAGCCACCCAUGCCCCGCUCACGACAGAUACGAUGCACACAACCAUUGCUUUACCAGCAAUUGAGUCUGGAAUUGAAAGUCCUGCCCCGAGCAAAACGCUGCUGCAGCUAGCUUGGGCUCUUACCCUCAGCCAAUACUAUGAUUCCAAUGACGUAGUAUUCGGUAUCGCGGUACAGGGUGCACAUGGCGAUAGACGGAACGUGAUGGGGCCGACCUUCUCGGUUGUUCCUCAGCGCAUCGUAUUUGAACAUCCCGAUAUGCGAAUGAAUGACUUAAUUCGGAUGUUUGAAGAACGGACGGAAGAACUGCUCGAUCACGCGCAGUAUGAUAUCUCCAUGAUUCGUGAGAUUGACGACUCCUGUGCUACUGCAUGUGAAUUCCAGAAUCUUCUGGUUUUAAAGACCACCCCGGAUGACAAUGGCACUAGUCCGCUCUACGGAACAUUUAGAAAAGCUGCUGUGUCGACUGUUGCAGGAAAAGUCGUUGCGGGCGCUUCUACUCACAUUCACAACUUUGCUCUAGCAGUCGAGGUGGCCCCGCUGGGAAAUGAGGUGAGUGUUCGAAUGAGCUACGAUCCCUUUGUCCUGAAAGCAGUCCAAGUGCGACGUCUUAUGUCCCACUAUGAAAGCAUUAUACGUCAAAUGUCCACAUUCGACCAUUCUCGCACUGUCAGUGGCAUCCACCAUGUGCCUGACGACCAUUUGGCGGAGAUUUUAUCCUGGAACGCCGUCCUUGCACCUCGAGUAUCCUGCGUCCACGAACUCUUUGAAGCGCAGGUACAAUCUCAACCAUCAUCCCCAGCUGUCUGCGCCCGUGAUGGCGAAUGGACAUUUUCGCAACUUGACAAUGCCGCCGAGAGGCUCGCUAGAUUCCUUCGCUCUAUGGGUGUGGGACCAGGAUCUUAUGUCCCUCUUCUAUUUGAAAAGUGCGGACUUGCUAUCAUUGCCAUGCUUGCCAUCCUCAAGGCUGGUGGCUCGAGCGUUGCAUUAGAUCCAGGUCAUCCCAAAGACCGAUUGCAAGGUCUCAUCAAUGGUAUGGGAAAGUGCACUAUUCUCUGUAGCCGCGAAAACCAUAUCCUGGCUGCCCAGGUUGCCCAACGUGCCAUUGUGCUUGAUGAGCAGACUUUAUCAACCCUAUCAAAGCAGCCACUUCAGCGGCGUCUGAGUGAUGAAGAGCCUGUCUCGGCGCAAAGUACGGCAUUCGUUCUGUUCACUUCCGGAUCUACGGGUAUGCCGAAGGGUAUCCUGAUCCCGCACCAAGCAUUCUCAAGCAGCAUCCGAGGCCACUCGGAAGUUCUUCGCUUUUCCACGGGGCCAGGAUCUCGCAAUUUCCAGUUCACAGCUUAUACGUCAGAUGUCAGUAUUGGAGAAAUAUUUACCUCUCUUGCAGUCGGAUCCUGUGUCUGCGUACCCUCCGAUUGGGACCGCAAGAACAAUAUUGCUGGUGCAAUCAGGGAUCUUAAUGUGAACUGGGCCUUUUUCACACCCAGUGUGGCAACUUUGCUAGUCCCCAGUGAGGUACCAGGUCUCCGUACCAUGGUAUUCGGGGGUGAAACGGCAUCACCAGAGAACUUCCAGACCUGGGCCCCAGCACUGCAUUUGAUCAAUAGUUUUGGUCCCGCUGAGUGUUCUAUCUGGACGCAUUGCAUUCCGCGUAAAGUCACCCUUGAUGACUUUGGUAGCAACAUUGGCUUCGGAGUCGGUUGUGCAACUUGGAUAACUGAUCCUACCGAUCAUCAUCGAUUGCUUCCCAUCGGAGCUGUCGGUGAGAUGCUCGUUGAAGGGCCGAAUGUUGCAGCAGGCUAUCUAAAUGACCCCGUUAAGACAAAUGCCACUUUUGUUCAUGAUCCGGCAUGGAUGCCACCAGACCGGGGAUCGAUGAGACUUUAUCGAUCCGGGGACCUCGCACGCUACCUUCCAAAUGGAAUGGUACAGUUCCUUGGUCGCCGUGAUCACCAAGUCAAACUCAGAGGGUUACGUAUUGAAUUGGGUGAGAUUGAGCACCAGAUUCGGGAACAUUUCUCCGACGGCAAUAUGCUUGUGGCGGUAGAUAUUGUCAAUCCUCGGCCAGUUGGUUCCCCGCCUAUCCUGGCCGCUUUCAUUGCUUCCAAAGAACCUGAAGUACUACCUGAGGACCAGGAAGGGGUGUUGAAUUUGUUGGCGGACAAGUCUGAUCAAAUUUGUCAAACCCUGCAUGGCCUAGAGAGUGCGCUAGUUCAAAUCUUACCCCGUCAUAUGGUGCCCGCUGCAUUUGUUCCACUUCGCCAAAUGCCUUUGACGGCCUCGGCAAAAACAGACCGUCGUGUGCUAAAGAACCUCGCAUCGUCUGUCUCAGCAGAGGAGUUGAGUCGGCUGAUGGUGGAGGUGCAAUCACGAGAGGUUCCUAGCACAGUCAUGGAAACAAUUCUCGCUAGACUGUGGUCGAGCGCCCUCGGCUGGCACGUUGACGUCGAUCGACAGAACAGCUUUUUCCGUGUCGGCGGAGACUCGCUGUCUGCAAUGAGGCUGGUAUCAUUUGCCAGAAAAGAGAAUGUGCGCAUCAGCGUCGAGCAGGUAUUCCAAAAUCCGAUCCUGCAAGACAUGGCCCAAUGUGCUAUUCUGGACGACAGCUCAGCUGUGGACGAUAUAAAUGUACUCCCGGACAUUGCACCUUUCUCCGCACUCGGAGAUGGGGAUAAGGUUGCUGGUGCAGUUCGAUCUGCUUCCGUGCAACUAGGAGUUGAAGCAGAUCAAAUCGAAGAUAUCUAUCCCUGCACGCCACUCCAGGGGGGCUUACUCGCUUUAUCUCAGGACUCACGAGGAAGCUACGUUGCACAAAUGGUGUUCGAGCUGCCCACGGACAUUGAUCGUCCUCGCUUCGAGUCUGCUUGGGUAUCCUUGCUGGAGGAAUGGCCCAUAUUGCGGUCGCGCUUUUUCCAAUGGCACCAAAGCAAUGGCACUUCUCAAUUGAUGCAGGUGGUCGUGAAGGGACGGACACGAUGGCUUCGUGCUCGCCGUCUCUCUGAAUACCUCAAGCUCGACCGCCGAGAUCAUAUGCAGCUUGGAGAUCGUAUGCUGAGGCUUGCUGCCUUCACAGACACAUCUGAUAAAAAGCAAUACUUCGUUAUGACUGCCCACCAUGCCAUAUACGAUGGCUGGAUGCUAGCUCUUCUCUUUACUGCCCUCCGUCGCUCCUAUUUGGGCCUUCCUGCGUUGGAGACAACCCCAUAUCGCGUGUUUGUGAAUGUCAACUUGGCUGACCGCAACAGCGAGGAGAGCCAACGUUUCUGGAAACGGUAUGUCUGGGAUGCUGACCGGCCAUCAUGGCCAGAACUUCCUUCUCCUGACUUCAGGCCCAAGCCCACCUCCGUCAGGAAGCUGGCAACACACUUCUCUACUGGUAACCAGAGGAAUUUCACCCCUAACACCAUAAUGCGAACUGCAUUUGCAAUUCUCCUCGGAGCUUACUCCCAUUCGGAGAACGUCGUUUUCCCAUCCACGGUGUACGGGCGUACUUCUGGUCGGUCUUCAGCAGCAACAGUUGCAGGUCCCACGAUGGCUACAGUUCCUGUUCUAGUUCGCCUGGAACGUCAGUCAACAAUACACGAAAUUAUGGAUACUGUCCAGGCGGAAGGAGCCGAAAUGUUAACCCAUGAGCAAGAGGGUCUCCAGAAUAUAAAGCAGUACAACCGUGGUGCUUUGGCGACCAUCGACACUCAAAGCCUCUUAGUUGUUCAAGUAGACCAGCCUUCCGAAGAGUGGAAGAAUGACGACUUUGCUCUGCGCUCCGUGGAUGUAUCAGGACUGGCCAAUGGUUUUCUCAGCAGCGCCCUGGUGCUUGAGGCUACCGUUUCUGGGAAUGAGCUUCAUCUUCACAUGACCCACGAUGACCGUGUUGUUGCUCCACGCCAAGCCGAAAGGUUUUUGGAACAACUCGCCCACGUGGUGCAUCAACUUUGCGAUGCAUCUCAAACACAACUUCUUCGUGAAUUGGAUUUGGUUCCUCAGGGGGAGAGGGACGAAAUCCUUUCGUGGAAUGCAGCCGUUCCUAAACCAACCUCGGCCCUAGUUCAAGAUCUCUUCGCCGCACAGGCAAGCCAACAGCCAGACGCAGAGGCAUUGGUGUCUUGGGAGGGUUCACUCACAUAUCGGCAGCUUGAUGAAUUCUCCAAUCGGCUUGCAGGAUAUCUGUGGACAUCAUGUGGUCUCCGCUCUGGCAUCCGGGUGCCUCUGCUAUUUGAAAAGAGUAUUUGGACUGUGGUCGCAAUGCUAGCUGUUUUGAAGAUUGGUGGAACCAAUGCUGCUCUGAAUCCAGCACAUUCAGCGGAUCAUUUGAAGUCGCUCGUUGAGGAUAUUGGUGCCGAUUUCAUUCUGUGCAGUGAAACUUUUGAGCCGCUGGCCUAUGAGAUUACUCCAAGGUGCUACUGCGUUGGUUCCUCUGUCCAACACCUUGAGGGUCAAAACGGCGUCAGCUCCAUCGCUCCACAGCACAUUGCCUUCCUGCUCUUUACCAGUGGCAGCACGGGAAAACCGAAGGCUAUCAUGAUUGACCAUGUGGCCUUUUCAAGCAGCAUCAAAGGUCAUGGGGAGGUACUGUGCUACCGCAAAGGCUCCCGAAACCUUCAGUUCACGGCGUAUACCUCAGAUGUCAGCAUGGGAGAGAUCUUCACGUCGCUCAGCCGAGGGUCGACGGUGUGUAUUCCCUCUGACAACGAACGUAUGAAUGACCUUGCGGGGGCCAUGGAGAGAAUGCGCGUUGACUGGGCGUUCCUGACACCCAGUGUGGCCUCACUGCUUCAUCCUGAUCAAGUACCGACACUCAAGACACUCGUCUUUGGUGGCGAAACCGCCACAGUGACAAACAUCCAGACUUGGUCACCACGGCUGCACCUAAUCAACAGUUUCGGGCCCGCAGAGACUUCCAUAUGGUGCCAUGCGCAUCCUCAUUUCACGGUGACUGACGAUGGCUCGGAUGUCGGAUGGUCGAUUGGGUGUGCUACAUGGAUCGUGGACCCGGAGGACGGUAGCCGGCUCAUGCCCGUUGGCACAAUCGGCGAGCUUGUGGUGGAGGGUCCCAAUGUGGCAGCCGGGUAUUACAAAAACCAGGCAAAGACAGAAGCCGCAUUCCCGGAGAGUUUACCUUGUUUACCACCGGGUCAGCGCCAGCGCAUCUACAAACUCGGCGACUUGGCUCGACUCUUGCCUGACGGUCGUUUGCAAUUCCUGGGUCGUAAGGAUGGACAAGUGAAAGUGCAUGGCCAGCGUGUGGAAGUGGGUGAUGUGGAAAAUAUGAUUCGUCUAGCUCUUGGUGACGACCACCUCGAAGUCGCUGUGGAAAUGGUCAAGAUUCCCGAUGAGCUCACUGGCUCACGCCUUAUCGCAUUUAUUAGCUGUACCCCGGCGGAUCAACCACAGGAUCGGAACAAACCAGCCGUUUUGACAAACAACGAAGGACUUCUAGCUUUCCAGGAACGAACCAGUUCUCUCCGGGAGGAACUCGCCUCACGCCUGUCCAAGCACAUGAUCCCUAGCUUCUUUGUGCCUUUGACGAGUAUGCCGUUAAGUGCAUCAGCCAAGAUGGAUCGAAAGCUCUUGGGCUCCCUUGCCAGAAACCUGGAAAUUUCCGAGUUGGCACGCUUCUCUCUCUCGUCGCAUAGAGACAUAUUGCCACCGGAGACCCGAGUACAGAAGCUUCUUCAUUCUCUGUGGAGUUCUGUGCUGAUGCUCAAUUCAGAUGACUUCGGUAUUGAGGCAGACUUCUUUGAAUGUGGUGGCGAUUCAAUUGGGGCUAUGAAACUGGCCUCCCUUGCACAUGCCGCCGGUACUCCGCUAUCGGUACAAGAUGUGUACGACCAUCCCCGUCUUGGCAAACUCGCGAGUACCAUAGAAGGCAGGGACCCCACAGAUCUUGUAAAAUCUGUUUCUGAGAUCGAAGCAUUCUCCCUGCUCCCAACGGAUCAUUUCGAUGAGCUAGAUACGCUCAUUUCUCGAGUUGCCUCAGUGUGUGGGGUCCGGCCCGAGCAGGUUGUUGACAUCUACCCAUGCACACCCAUUCAGCGUUCAAUGAUAAAGAGGACCGCCAAUCAUCCUGAGGCAUACUGGAUGCACAACACUUUCGAGCUCUCUUCGGAGGUUGACGAGCUCCGCCUCAAACAGGCAUGGCAGGGUGUCUUCGCCUCUCACGGUAUCUUGCGCACACGUAUUCUCCCGCACAACGGUCAAUAUGUACAGGCGGUUCUGGAUGAGUCACACGAAAUCCAGCCCGUCUCUGGGGUGUCCCUAGACGAAUUUUUCAUCGCUUCUCGCGAGCGCCAAUUUACAGACGGGCAGCCGCUCCUCUGCGCUUCAAUGGUAUCCGACGACACGCGGCGGUACUUUGUCCUGGAGUUCCAUCACGCCAUAUACGAUGCUUGGUCGUUAACAAAAAUCUGCGAAUCGUUGCAACGACAAUACCUCAGCCUAGCAGAUCAGGUUAACAUUCAGAGCAUGUCAGAAACCCCAAUUAUCGGAUUCAACUACUUUGUCAAAGCCGUCCAACAACAGAAUCAGGCCCAUGCACUUGAUUUCUGGAGCAAAUAUCUUCUCGGGACAAAGACUUCAUCCUUGGCUCCAUCAUAUGAGGGCGACAAUGCUGACAGUACCAUCCGCCAUCGCAUCGCACUCCCAGACCCAAUGGUGGCAGGUAGCUCGAUCACACCUGCAGUCAUGGUCUAUGCCGCGCUCGGGCUGGCACUUCAUAAGCAGCUUCAAGUCCCAGACACCAUCCUCGGCCUGAUCUCUAUCGGUCGUUCCCUUCCACUUACUGAGGAGCUGGUCGGUCCCACAGUCACAAGGGUUCCACUGCGUAUCAAUCACAAGGAACAGAGCAGCCUCCAUGACUAUCUUUUACAUGUCCAAUCUCAAGCCCGACAACCUACAGCCUUCGAGCAUGUGGACUUUGAAGAGGUUGUGCGUUUGCAUUCUGAUGCGCAUGAUGCUUGUCACGCCGCGCCCCAGGUCGUUGUUCACCCGUAUGAUCCAUACACAGAGCAGCCUACGGCUAAGAUGGGACUCCUAAGGCAGGAGCUCUCGGUGGUGAAUAACGACGGUAUUGCACUGUCGAUUGAUAUAUCAUUGGUACUUCGAGAGAGGGCACUAGAGGCGUUGGAUGUGCGUCUCAUGUUUGCCAGCAGCAUUGUUGGAGAGGAAAAACUGCGGCUCCUUGUUGGAGAUUUGAACGCAAUCAUGUUGAAGAUUCACGCUUUGCAGGGCGACUUGCACUCGGCUACGGUGGAAGAAGUCUUGCAGGGAGUACCAGGAAGUGCAGUUGAGCUGGCUGUAGAGCGGAUUCAGUGA
Penicillium expansum is the source of this 9720-nucleotide messenger RNA. RefSeq names its product AMP-dependent synthetase/ligase. Gene Ontology annotation, cellular component: cytoplasm. NCBI's taxonomy places the organism in Eukaryota, Fungi, Ascomycota, Eurotiomycetes, Eurotiales, Aspergillaceae. Gene Ontology annotation, biological process: secondary metabolite biosynthetic process; amino acid activation for nonribosomal peptide biosynthetic process. The transcript has a single exon. Gene Ontology annotation, molecular function: phosphopantetheine binding; catalytic activity. Bases 1 to 9720 code for a protein of 3239 amino acids. The record is from RefSeq and is a predicted model, not a curated record.